This is a messenger RNA of Striga hermonthica, 681 nucleotides long. Lineage: Eukaryota; Viridiplantae; Streptophyta; Magnoliopsida; Lamiales; Orobanchaceae. The record is from the annotation of a GenBank genome assembly.
AUGGAUUGGUUUUCUUGGCUAUCAAGAAGCAAUCUCGACCCGUCCGUCACGUACGAGUACGCCCUUGCUUUCGCCACCAACGAGCUCGACCGCGAAGACAUACCUUAUCUCGACCACGAGUUCCUCCAGAGCAUGGGAAUCUCGAUCGCCAAACACCGCCUCGAGAUCCUCAAGCUAGCGACGACGACCCACAAGAAUAAAAACCGUGUUUCGAUUCGUCCUGUCGUGUGGUUGAAGCUUGCCGUCAAGCAAACCAAGACCUACUUGAACGAGAAAAUCGGCACCUUCUUCCACAAUCGUCGUCAACCUCAAAACACCUUGCCUCUUUCGCUCGUCCCGAAUAACAGGAUCAACAGCAUGAGAUGGAAAGUGGCAAUGUUGCAAAGAAACAGGAGGCUGCUGAUGAAGCCAAAUAAUUGGCCAAUUGUGCUAACAGACUACAAUGGUAAUAAUUAUGACGAUGAUGGUGAUAAUAAAAAGAGUAUGAUGAUGCUGACAAAUGGGAGCCCGAAUAGGAGCUCGGGCUCGACUGGGAGCUCGGGCUGGCCCGAGUCGGAAGCGAACGGGGACGAGUCUGGUAAUAGGUGGAACAGUAGCUUUUCAGGGGAUGGAGAAAAUUGGUCGAGUAGUAUGGAGGAUGUCAAGUGGGAUACAUUGUUCAAGAAUUUGAAGCCCACAUGA